AGGAGUGUGUGUUGAGUUGGUGAAUGGGAAAAAUAUCAAUUUCUGAAAUUCAUCAAGCAAUACUAUUUCACCGUGACAAAAUAACGUAUCAGUGAUAACGUGCGGAAACCUUGCGUGGUAGGUGAAGCAAAGCAGCUGAACUAGCAACGAACAACAGAAUUUCCUUGAACAUAACAUUUUCCCUUUCGAGUUGAGGGCGUGAGAAAACAAACAAAAAGAAAAAAAACUGAAAAAGAACAGUAGAGAAAAUCGUGCUGUGUAACACAUACAUCGGGUAAAACGGGCUCCAAACCUAGGUAGAACGCCGAACGAUCGCAUUUCGUAGAGUUCAACCUUCGCGGGUGGUGAAGUUGAUCUAACGUACACAUACGCACUCACCUAUACGUAGACCACCGUUACUAGAAAGGUCGAACUGACUGAUGCAUUGCGGCUGCAUUUGUGCAUUAUCCUUGAACUGAUCGGACAUCAUUAGAGCGUAGUUGAAGUGUUUGUCUAUCGCUAUUUUUAAUGACACGAUAAAAGUGAAAAGUGAGAAUCCAAGUUGCCUUCUUAGCGCACCGAUAAUCUUCUAGCCCCGAAUUAAUGCUGAUGCUGAUGUCCCUAUAUGGAUUUAUAGUUUUAUGAAGUGAAUCAACAACAACAAAAAAUGCAAAAUCGUCUGCUGUUGUAUUGAAACAUCUUUCGGGUGUGGUGGGUUUUAAAAAGUACAGUGAGAUUGUAAACGUAAAUUAAGUUAUCAGUGCAUCGUGCGACAGAAGAUCGUGUUCACACAAAGUGCCGAAGUAUUGCGUCGGGAAACGCGAUACACUUAUGAAAAAAGUGCUCAUUAGGUUUUGCGUGUGAUAAAUAUUGCAAAUAGUAAGCAUGAUGUCAGCGUUAAGUCAUCAAGUGAAUAUGAACAAUUUUUUAUCGCUGCUAGUGGGUGCCUCUUUAGUUGCGGCUAAUUCGUCUCCGAGCCAUGAUGUAGGCUCACUAUCACAGCCGACCGAGUUCAGUAACGGAGUGUCGUCGUUUGCUUUGCCGGCAGAGGAGCGAAUGGCUUUCGAGACCUCCACAUUAGCCUAUCUGAACUACAGCUACACCGGGGCUGAUGGACAGUUGGUUGAGUUUGGUGGUAACGAGAGUGCGAAAUAUGGCGAAGGACGAAUUCUGAAUCGAAGCGGAAUAUUGGUGCACGUCAGCAAUAGUGUGAAUCGUUCCGAUCACACCGGCUGUUACAAACAUUGGAGCGGUACACUCGGCGAAUCAGUCCCGGAUCGUAACAUACCCUGGAUUGCGCUUGUACGACGCGGUGGUUGCAACUUUGAAGACAAAGUCAAACAUGCAUUCGAGCACGGUGCUGCAGGCGUCAUUAUCUAUAACGACAAAGGCGAUAUUAAGCUGGAUAAGAUGAAGAUCAACGAUAAAGAACGAAACAUCACUGCAGUCUUCACCACAAAAGCAAUGGGGCUUGAACUGAUCGAAGUUUUAGAAGUACAUAAAUACGAUGUGCAUAUGCGGAUAAUUGAAGGAUCUCGUCAAUUUGUCACAUUAGGAAACAUAAACAAAACAUCGGUCCUGUUUGUGUCAAUUUCGUUUAUUGUGCUGAUGAUAAUUUCUCUGGUUUGGUUGGUAUUUUACUACGUUCAGCGAUUCCGGUAUCUGCAAACCAAAGACAAACAAUCAAAACGACUCUGCAGCGUUGCAAAACGUAUAAUUGCCAAAAUUCCAACAAAAAGUAUUAAAUCAGAUGACAAGGAAAUCGAUAAUGAUUGCUGUGCCAUCUGCAUCGAACCGUAUAAAGUAACUGAUGUUAUACGUGUUCUACCCUGCAAGCACGAGUUCCAUAAGGUCUGCAUAGAUCCUUGGCUUCUUGAGCAUCGUACCUGCCCAAUGUGCAAAAUGGACAUUCUCAAACAUUAUGGUUUUGUGUUCACGGGUAGUCAAGAAAGUAUUCUUCAAUUAGACAUGGACAUGGAGGAAGGAGAUCUUAUUGACGAUAGAAGCAGCACCGAUGGAGGGUAUCAAAGACGUAACAGCGUCAGCCCUUUGCCACAGAUAAGGGCAUCUAAUGAAAAUCAGAUGUCACGCAGUUCCUCCGAUUCGGAUUCAGAACAUGAGCACGGAGACUGUGUAACUCCGCAUUCAUCAGGACGGCGUUCGGCACAAGACCGAACUAAGCGUGAUAGUCAACGGCAGCAUGACAAUUCACAGCAGGAAGCUGAUAUUUGUGUGGGAUGUCUCGCUGCAGCCUUGAAUAAGAAACAGAAAAACAACGAUAGCGUUAUUGUUCAAGAGGACGGAGACAGUGAUUCCUACGCCACAGAACAAAAUGGAUCAAAAAGCCUUCCAGCAACAUUGAAGAAAUAUAAGGGAAACCAUUCGACUGGAUCGUGCCGCGGCAUGAACCCUCCAGACCACUAUCACCCAUAUCCUUACAACGAUAAGCGUGGCAGUCGAAUUAACCAAAACCAUCAACCGCAAAACUCUGCCUCUGAAGAGCACAGUUCGCAACAGUCUUCUAAUCUUCCAUUUAAGUUUUACAAAACUGAAUGCGGACAACCACGCAAAGUUCGGACCCCGCUUCGCAAUGUAAUUCCUCAAUCGAUUUCAGCGCCCUGUGAUACUGACAGCUCACUGCGUGUAUGCAUUCACGGCGGGCUUGAGCAGAAUUUAUCUGAUAUUUCAACUUCCAAUGCUGGUACACUUCACGCAAAUACAGAAUCUGAGAAUCUGCCUGAAGUGCAUAUUGUUCAGCGGCCGAUCGAUGCUAAGCGACGCUGCUCGCUGUCACGCAACUCAUCAUGCUCCUCGGCGGAUCGUAAGGAUGUGGUAACAUGCGAAGAUCUGAAAAUUGCCAUAGAUUACUCCAACGAAGAGGACGUUUCAGACGAAACGGAACCAAACAGUGAUAAUGAUCUAAUCAUCAGACGAUCAGAGCGAGGCGACGAAAAAGAAACGCGGAAAAAGUGAUUAAAUAGAUGGCACCGUUUUAGACCAUCAGGUAAUUCAUGGCACGAUGAUAGAUAAUGAUCGCUUUCCUAAUUCCACCCAGGCAACACGGUUGAUGAUGAAUCGAAAUACGUUAUGUGAUAGAGUGAGACUGUACAGACGUAGACAUAUGUGAGGCAGUUUCUGUAAGCAGAUAACACGUGUUUGUGAAAACUUUUCCUGCAAGAGGAAUGGUUUCUGCAAUGAAGUAGGCGGACUUAAAGAGAUAAAUUAUCCCUCCUAUGGAAUCCUCCUACGGAACGAGCAGAGCUUUCAGCAUAGAGAAUAGUUCAUGGCACUCUAAACAAUAGCAACAAUAAACAGCAAACGGGCAUCCUAGGAAAACAUUCGUAAGGCACCUAAUGUUUUAACCUCGUUCUUCGAUAGCAUACCACCAAACAACUACAAAGACGUUCCACGUUGUUCGGGCAAUGAUAUCGGUAGUAGUGACGAAAUUUAAAUAUUGUAGACAAUUGUAGCAAAAAGGUUCUAAUAAUAUCUCAGUCACUGAAGAUCGGUUAAACACCGCAGUGCAAUAUAUUGGAAACUACUCCAAAUUAAACACUUUUUCCACAUCAAAUUCCAACGCAAAUUGAAUGAUAGAAAUUUUGUUCUUAGAUAGGAGGAAUACAGCAGUUAGUCAUUUACCGAAUUGAACUCCUAGCGUUAAAAUAAUGAACAUUAAUAGAAGGUACUGAAAGACUUAAUCGGUUGUUGGUAUUGGUUUACGGAAUGUGUAUAAAUCCAACCUAUGGAUGUAGUAGCGUUUUCGGUUUUGGUAGCAUCAAACAAGCUACAUUGAUAAUUUUAUUUAUGAAUUGCAUUAGUACUAGGCUGGAUGAAAACAGCAGGACAAGAAAUGCUUAACAUAAUUUGUCAAUUUAAUCGAGAAAGGAAAACAUAGCCACUAGCCGUUACUAGAAAGUUGGCUUUACAAAUUGGGCUACGGAUAAUGUGCUGGCAGGAUAUUGAAAUGGUUAUGAAAUAAAAUAACUUAAAAUGCGUCCAACACAACGCUGAU
Messenger RNA from Anopheles moucheti, 3991 nucleotides. It is a transcript of the gene gol, whose product is annotated as E3 ubiquitin-protein ligase goliath. The record is from RefSeq and is a predicted model, not a curated record. The transcript has 10 exons. Bases 865 to 2952 code for a protein of 695 amino acids. NCBI's taxonomy places the organism in Eukaryota, Metazoa, Arthropoda, Insecta, Diptera, Culicidae.